This is a messenger RNA of Pteronotus mesoamericanus, 3880 nucleotides long. It is a transcript of the gene RDX, whose product is annotated as radixin. The record is from RefSeq and is a predicted model, not a curated record. Bases 337 to 2151 code for a protein of 604 amino acids. Lineage: Eukaryota; Metazoa; Chordata; Mammalia; Chiroptera; Mormoopidae. Gene Ontology annotation, biological process: regulation of cell shape; regulation of organelle assembly; positive regulation of protein localization to early endosome. Gene Ontology annotation, molecular function: cell adhesion molecule binding; actin binding. Gene Ontology annotation, cellular component: adherens junction; cytoskeleton; plasma membrane. The transcript has 16 exons.
CGGCGGCGGCAGCGGCGUUGGCGCUCUGGUAGUGGCGCGAGGCCGGCCGGCCGACAGGGGGAGGCGGGGGGCUCGGGGCAGCCCCGCCUUCUCCCCCCCACCUCACGAGCCACUGGGCGGCCAUAUUGCGGAGCUGUCUGCGGUGGCAGCGGCGCCUGUCCUCUCCACACCGCUCCUACCAGCGCCUCUCCCUCCCUGCCGCAGCGCCAGGCGCGGCAGUGCCGCUGAGCGCCCCAGCCACACUCCGGGCGGGAGGACCCGCUCUCUGUUGCGAAGGUGACAACAGAAUUUAUAAAAGUGAAGAAACUUUAAGAAGGUGACAAGAAGAGAGAGAAAAUGCCGAAACCAAUCAAUGUGAGAGUAACCACAAUGGAUGCUGAGCUGGAAUUUGCCAUCCAGCCCAAUACCACUGGCAAACAACUUUUUGACCAGGUGGUGAAAACAGUUGGUUUGCGUGAGGUCUGGUUUUUUGGGCUGCAGUAUGUGGACAGCAAAGGUUAUUCUACAUGGCUUAAACUAAAUAAAAAGGUUACACAGCAAGAUGUUAAAAAAGAGAAUCCUUUACAGUUCAAAUUUAGAGCUAAAUUCUUUCCUGAAGAUGUUUCUGAGGAAUUAAUUCAAGAAAUAACCCAGAGACUUUUCUUCUUGCAAGUCAAAGAAGCUAUCUUAAAUGAUGAGAUAUAUUGCCCUCCAGAAACUGCAGUCCUUUUGGCUUCCUAUGCUGUCCAAGCAAAGUAUGGAGAUUAUAACAAAGAGAUUCACAAACCAGGCUACCUGGCUAAUGAUAGACUCCUACCACAGCGUGUUUUGGAACAACACAAAUUGACAAAAGAGCAGUGGGAAGAAAGAAUACAGAACUGGCAUGAAGAACAUAGAGGAAUGCUAAGGGAAGAUUCUAUGAUGGAAUACCUGAAGAUUGCACAAGAUCUAGAAAUGUAUGGAGUCAACUACUUUGAAAUAAAAAAUAAAAAAGGAACUGAAUUGUGGCUAGGUGUUGAUGCUUUGGGUCUGAAUAUUUAUGAGCAUGAUGACAAGUUAACUCCAAAAAUUGGUUUUCCCUGGAGUGAAAUCAGAAAUAUUUCAUUUAAUGACAAAAAAUUUGUUAUAAAGCCAAUUGACAAAAAGGCACCUGAUUUUGUUUUUUAUGCACCUCGUCUGAGAAUCAAUAAGCGGAUUUUGGCUUUGUGUAUGGGAAACCAUGAACUGUACAUGCGAAGAAGGAAGCCCGAUACUAUUGAAGUACAACAGAUGAAGGCUCAGGCUAGAGAGGAGAAACAUCAGAAGCAGUUGGAAAGGGCGCAGUUAGAGAAUGAAAAGAAGAAAAGAGAAAUAGCAGAAAAGGAAAAGGAAAGAAUAGAACGGGAAAAGGAAGAGCUAAUGGAACGUCUAAGGCAAAUUGAAGAACAGACACUGAAAGCCCAGAAAGAACUGGAAGAACAGACUCGAAAAGCUCUGGAAUUGGAUCAGGAACGAAAACGAGCAAAAGAAGAAGCAGAAAGGCUUGAAAAGGAGCGUCGAGCUGCUGAAGAGGCCAAGUCAGCUAUUGCAAAACAAGCUGCUGACCAGAUGAAGAAUCAGGAACAGCUAGCAGCAGAACUUGCUGAAUUCACUGCCAGGAUUACACUUCUAGAAGUAGCCAAGAGGAAAAAGGAAGAGGAAGCUAAUGAGUGGCAACAAAAAGCUUAUGCAGCCCAGGAAGACUUGGAAAAGACCAAAGAAGAGUUAAAAAGCGUAAUGUCUGCCCCCCCUCCACCUCCACCACCACCAGUCAUUCCUCCAACCGAAAAUGAACAUGAUGAACAUGAUGAAAAUAAUGCUGAGGCUAGUGCUGAAUUAUCAAAUGAUGGGGUAAUGAACCAUAGAAGUGAGGAGGAACGUGUAACAGAAACACAGAAAAAUGAGCGUGUUAAAAAGCAACUCCAGGCAUUAAGUUCAGAAUUAGCCCAAGCCAGAGAUGAAACCAAGAAAACACAAAAUGAUGUUCUUCAUGCUGAGAAUGUUAAAGCAGGCCGUGAUAAAUACAAGACUCUGCGACAGAUUCGACAAGGCAAUACCAAGCAACGUAUUGAUGAGUUUGAAGCAAUGUGGGGACCCAAACUGUAUGCAUUGUUCCAGAUGCGUUCUUGCCAAAACAGCAUAAAGCAAAUGUAACAGUUAGGACGAAGGCUCCCUCCCUCACUAGAGCAAAGCCUUCAAGUGAGUGUGACUCUGCCACUGUCGUCAGAAGUAGGAAAAUAAAUUUUCUGCAUGACUCACCGGAAAAGUCAAGAUCAGAUGACAGAGAUUUUGAAUUAUCCAGAGAUUAAUUUGUUAAAGGAUCAAGGAAUUGGCAAUCACCACAUCACCUCCUUCAGCUUGAAAUGUUACAUAGUUGGCAGCCUCAGAAGAAACGCUGGCCCCUCUAUAAUUGAUUAUAAUGUUAUUGACCCGAGAAAAAGGACAGGGACUUCUAAGUGGCUCUCGGGUCCUUCUCCAGUGUUUAGGGUUUCUCCCUCGGACUCUCCUCCUGUUCUCUGUGGCCCAUAGGAUUAUGGUAGUGAGGAAUUAGAGGCAGCAUCUAUAGCCAUGGAUCAGCCUGAGCCAUGGUUUCUUCAGGGGUAGAAUGCUCUGCAGCCUCAGGGCCAGGCUGCAGCCCAGUUACCAGGUGGCCCCAAAGGCCCCUGGCAGUCAGGUGCAUUCAGACCCACAGCUUCUUGCUUGCAGCCUUCAGGCCUUGUCCUUUCUAUGAGGCGCUAGGCUGAUGGUAGCUUAGGAGGCUGUGUUAGACCUGAUCUGAAGACACUCUUUCCUGACCCCUGGGGUGGGAAGUGGCCUGAGGGGGGGAUGGUGGAGCUGGUGUAAAUACAGUGAGCUUGUCCUUUGGGUCCACAUGCCCCAGAGGCUGCUCAAUGACUUCUGUGAUGCCUGUCACAAAGGUUUAUAUGACUGUGACUACCCAAAAGGGAAUGUGUCUACACUGUGCUCUCCUAUCCUCAUCCUAAUUCUGGAUCUGAAGUUCACACGAUCCGGUACACUACGUUAGAGUCCCUUUGAGACCAAACAUAACCGUAGCCUGGCUGGGCUCAGAGGGUGAGCCUGUGGACCCACCGUCGUCCUGGAACAACAUGUGUGUCGCGGCCUUGCAUUUAUCCCUCUCAUAAUUCAAUGGAGAGCUCAGCCGUGGCUGAUGCUGCUUAGGAAAUGUGGAAAGGCUUUCUGGGCUGUGCUCAUUUCAACACUAUCAUGGUAAUAUUUAAGUUUCACUUUCUUCUUUCUUACCGAACUUUCCUGUUCACUAUGUCUUCAUGCAGGUCCCUGGCAUCUGACAUAUGGCGAACUGUAGGAUAAGGACCUACCAAGAUAAGCCCGAUAUUCUGUAUGUGAAUAUCCACCCCCCAAAGUCCAGAAUCGUAGCUGGAACCAGAUGGACACAUGUUCCCGAAACCAGGGCUCUUGCUGAUGGUUUUCUCCACAUCUCAGUUUACUGUUGGUUUUCCCUUUCUUGCUAUCCCGUCUCUCCAAACCCCUCUUGAUUGCCUUUCCUAGGGACUGACCUUGGAAAGACGGGCCAGGACUUGGGGAUUCUGUAUUGCACCCUGCCGGCCCAAGCCAGCGUCUGCGGCUCGCCGUCCCCAAGGCACCAUCCCCCAAACAUGCCGGAAGGCAUCGGCUUCUCAGAGCCCACUUUUAGUCUGCAUGACCAGCUUGCAAGGAGGGAUAUAUGGAGACAAUUUCCAAGAAUUUUCCACUUUUUCAAAAAAAAAAAAAGUGUGCGACUUAUUUUUGGCUUUGAACUGAGAGCUAACUCAGUGGUGUACAGCUCUGUUUGCUGGCUCACAUCUGUGAAAUCUGGAGACAUUGAUGCAACAUUCCUUUUCCUGUCUGGGCUGUUUGUAUAAUU